Molecule: messenger RNA, 522 nt
Organism: Aspergillus terreus NIH2624
Lineage: Eukaryota; Fungi; Ascomycota; Eurotiomycetes; Eurotiales; Aspergillaceae
Exons: 2
Coding region: 1-522 (173 amino acids)
Source: RefSeq, a predicted model, not a curated record
AUGUCUCGUCGAUUCCUUCGUACAAGACGGCAGCGGUUCUUUGUGUCUAAGACCCAUUCGAUUUUCUCUAAUCGAAAUGCAUCGAAUCGAACGCCUGGGUUGCCUCUAAAUCCUCUGAUGCAGGAGUUGAGUCAGAGAAGCGAGGAGCGUCGUGUCCCAAUCCCGUCUAUCGAGGAGCCUCUUGAUGAGCCUUCCGAUUUGAAUCUCGCAUUGGACACAGACAGCGUCGCCUCAGUGGAAUCUGAAGUGAGAGAAUUGAAGACUGCAAACGACAUUGUCGAAGAUGUGAUGGACAAUAUCCCCCGAGUAACAGACACGUCGACGACUAUCAGCGCUGAAGACGAGAUUGCUCAUGACGAGGCGAUAUGUUUCAUUCAAGCGCAGAUUGCAGAGCAGCUCCAGCACCCCGAAGCGGACAGUUAUUCCAAUGAUAAUAGCACAGCUACCUUGAUGCUACCACGGACAAGGUCUCCAUCAAUAGCACAACCACCGCGCGAGUACGAAGAGGUGGCCCAGUACUAA